Messenger RNA from Sphaerodactylus townsendi, 1043 nucleotides. It is a transcript of the gene CCM2, whose product is annotated as CCM2 scaffold protein. The transcript has 8 exons. Lineage: Eukaryota; Metazoa; Chordata; Lepidosauria; Squamata; Sphaerodactylidae. The record is from RefSeq and is a predicted model, not a curated record. Gene Ontology annotation, biological process: heart development; vasculogenesis. Bases 191 to 934 code for a protein of 247 amino acids.
AGGGGCGCGCGGGGCAUGCCGGGAAUGCCGACGCCCAAGAUGGCGGCAGGAUUGAAAAGUUGUUGCCGCGGCGGCGGCGCCUCUUCCCCUCGUUAAGGCUCCGGCUCUUCCGGGCGCGGCGAUGGCGGCGGAUUGAAGGCGGAGCGGGGGGGACCCGGGCGGGGAAAUGGCUCCGGGCCCCGCCUGAGACAUGGAGGAGGAAGGCAAGCGGGGCAAAAAGCCUGGGAUAGUGUCCCCGUUCAAGCGCGUCUUCCUGAAAGGCGAAAAGGGCAGGGAUAAGAAGGCGCAGGAGAAGGUGACGGAGAGGCGGCCCCUGCAUUCCGUGUCGCUCUCCUUGCCUGACCGAGUGGAGCCUGACAUCCUCUUAAACGACUACAUCGAAAAGGAAGUGAAGUAUUUAGGACAAUUAACGUCUGUCCCAGGGUACCUGAAUCCUUCCAGCCGCACCGAAAUACUUCAUUUAAUAGACAAUGCAAAGAGAACCCAUCAGCUUCCAGGUCAGCUGACCCCAGAGCACGAUGCCGUGAUCAGUUUGUCGGCCUACAACAUCAAGCUGGUGUGGCGAGAUGGCGAAGAUAUCAUUCUCAGGGUCCCCAUCCAUGACGUCGCGUCGGUCUCCUACAUCCGGGACGAUUCCUCCCAUUUGGUGGUGCUGAAAACAGCUCAGGACCCCGGAAUUUCCCCCAGCCAGAGUCUUUGUGCCGAAAGCUCGAAGGUUCUCACUUCAGGAUCACUCUCGGAGAGCGGAGUGGUCCCGGUCGAAGCUUGCAGCCUUGUGGUUCUGGCCACAGAGAACAAAGUAACGGCGGAGGAACUCUGCUCCCUUCUCAGCCAAGUCUUCCAUAUUGUUUACACAGAGUCCACUAUAGACUUCCUAGACAGAGCAAUAUUUGAUGGGGCCUCUACGCCAACGCGGCAUCUGUCCCUACACUGAGAUGACUCUUCUACAAAAGUGGACAUCAAAGAUUCUUAUGAAACAGAAGCGAGCACUAUCUCUUUUCCCAGAAUCCCGCUUGGGGGGCUGGGGGCAGCUCCCCCCUCUU